Messenger RNA from Parastagonospora nodorum SN15, 2625 nucleotides. RefSeq lists its product as hypothetical. Gene Ontology annotation, biological process: protein autophosphorylation; actin filament organization; actin cortical patch assembly. The record is from RefSeq and is a predicted model, not a curated record. The transcript has 5 exons. Gene Ontology annotation, cellular component: cytoplasm. Gene Ontology annotation, molecular function: ATP binding; protein serine/threonine kinase activity. Lineage: Eukaryota; Fungi; Ascomycota; Dothideomycetes; Pleosporales; Phaeosphaeriaceae. The coding region runs from base 1 to 2625 and encodes 874 amino acids.
AUGGCAUUUGCCCACAACGCCUUCUCCACAUCGCAGCCCAUGGCCCAACAUCGCGCUCCAGCACCCAUUGCUGUCUCCAAUGCUCCGCCCGGCACAUUCGCACCCGGCACCAAGGUCCAGGUCGGGGGCCACCGCGUCACGAUAGAGAGAUACCUCUCCGAAGGCGGCUUUGCACACGUAUAUCUCGUCAGAGUGCCGAGGGCAGAUGGCCGCAACUCGGACGUCGCAGUGCUCAAGAGAGUCGCUGCGCCGGACAAGGAUGCACUAGGAAACAUGCGGACUGAGGUGGAGACGAUGAAGAAGCUCAAAGGACAUCACAAGAUUGUGACCUACAUGGACUCGCAUGCUUCGCAACUCAAGGGCGGGGGAUACGAGGUGUUCCUACUCAUGGAAUACUGCUCAGGAGGAGGAUUAAUCGACUUCAUGAACACACGGCUGCAGCACCGGCUGACAGAGCCCGAGAUUCUGCACAUCUUCUCCGAUGUGGCCGAAGGCGUUGCGACAAUGCACUAUCUCAAGCCACCGCUGCUCCACCGCGAUCUCAAGGUCGAAAACGUUCUGAUUACCACCGUCUCAGGCAACAAAAUCUACAAGCUUUGCGAUUUCGGGUCUACUGCGCCUCCGAGACCUGCCGCAACAACUGCCGCCGAGGGACGGCUUAUCGAAGACGAUGUGCAGCGGCAUACGACGCUGCAGUACCGCAGCCCCGAAAUGAUCGACGUGUACCGGAAGCAGCCGAUUGACGAGAAGAGCGACAUCUGGGCGCUAGGCGUGUUGUUAUACAAGCUGUGCUACUACACAACACCGUUUGAGGAGGUGGGGCAGAUGGCCAUCCUGAAUGCGACAUUCAAGUACCCAUCAUACCCGCAGUUCUCGGACCGCAUAAAGAAGCUCAUAGGAUGGAUGCUGCGCGAGAGCCCACAGCAUCGCCCCAACAUCUAUCAGGUCGUGUCCGAGGUGUGCUCGAUGAGACACCGAGCAGUGCCCAUCAAAGACCUUCCACCCACUGAGCCAGAUGUCGCUUCACCUCCCACGAUAGGCCUACAAAAGGUUGCGCCUGUCAAGCAGGUCCAGCAGAUACCUGACAUAACACCAAUGCGGCGGGGUAGACCAACUGGGCCAGCUCAGCAGCCCCCGGCUGCGAAGCCCAGUGCUUCUCCUAUGCGAGGCACCGCUUCUGACCCAUUUGCGGCUCUUGACUCGCAGGACGUCCAAGUACGGCGUGCUGCAGCUGACGAACUCGCGUCACGCUUCCCCUCGCUUGAUGAGUUCUCACUACUACAUGAUCGCGGUCAGAAGUUUGAGUUUGGGCAGGCACCUACGCCUACCGAGCCGGCCUUGAACAAUCGCGUUGUGCAGGCACUAGCAGAUGAUGCUUUUGCCUCAGUCUCCACGACAAACGCAGACCGCGCGCCGUCGCCUACAAAGCCGCGAUCAAAUGUGCCAUCCACUGUUGUUUCUAGAACCGCAUCUAUCAAGAAACCGAAGCCUUCUGAGGUGAAGGACAGUCCCCGGUCGUCCGCCCCAGCCAUCGCACAGCCAGUAGCUCAACGCGUAGGCAUGGUCUCCACAGGCGUGCAAACAUCGCCUCGCGCCUCUCCUGUUCCGACACAGCAAAAGUUACCCGACAUCAACAACCGGCCACGUCCUUCCGCAAUGGAUCUUGGCUCCUCACUGGACCGAUCGAAGUCAGCCAAUUCCAACGCUCGACCAGCAAGUAUGUAUGUUGAGAGCAACCUUGAUUAUCUCCGCGACCGCGAGAUGGCGCCAGGCCGCAAAUUUGAUGCGCCUUCAUUGCAGCGUCGCAUUACCUCAAGCGCAAUCGACGAUUCACCUGAAGAAGAGAAGAAUGUCCGAUCGAGUAUCGACUUCCUUCGAGCUAUCGAGAGGGAAGAUCAUCCUGAAAACAAGCACAAGCACCGCAGAAGCAGUUCGCAAUCCAAGCAUGUGAAGCGCGGCAGCUUGUCAUCGCUAGCAGGCAACACCAAAAAUAUUGUCAAAGGCCGAUUCGGCGACGCAUUCAGACGCUUCGAGUCCAACAAGACGCCCGAGCACGAGCGCGACCAGCCGCCCCUGACCCCAACUGACCAGCUCAUCGACCCCAAGACAGGCAACGCCGCCCUCACCCCCAUCGCUGGCUCCGAAGCCACCGGCGGCCUCAGCGACGACGACCGCAGCGCCAUCGACGAAACCCUCGACCUCCCCCCCGAAGUCCGCCGCGACCUCGAACGCCGCCGCCUUAGCGAAGAAGAGCGCCGCGUCUCCGCCGCCGCCGCCGAGUACCGCCAACGCAUCUCCUCCCAGGGCUCCGGCAAGCCCAAAGUCCCCACCAAAGCCGCCUACAUCCAAAACCGCGUCAAGAACCUCCUCGACGAAAGCUCCAAGCCCACACAGGUUAAUCGCACCGCGGAGGGAUAUGGCAAGUACACAGACACGAGUGGAUCUCACGUACGCCAAACCAUCCUCCGUGAGGCCCAAUAUGCCUCCACCCGUACCAUCUGCUUCAGCCCCGCCAGCAAUGAAUCUGCGCGCACCAUCCGGCCCUGCGCCGCGCGCGCCCCCGAAACCGAAGAAUCUGCAGACUGGGGGUUCGGGCAGUCCGACGAAGACGAGGCCGCCAGGUGA